AUGGCACCCUCUAUCGACGAUGGCGCCAAAGUUACAGGCCUCGCUGCCUUGUCCCAGGGCACUCCGCUCCCUGGUGUACCCAAAUUUAAGAACUUCGAGGCCCAGAGGGAAUAUAUGUUGAAUCACAUGGCGGGUGCUUUCAGAGUAUUCGCUAGACACGGGUUCGUCGAAGGGAUGGCGGGCCAUAUCAGUAUGCGCGACCCCGAAAAUCCCGAUCUUUUCUGGACAAAUCCUCUGGGGAUUCACUUUGGUCUUAUCAAUCCAUCCGAUAUGAUUUUAGUCAAUGAAGAUGGAGUCGCCGUUGGCGGGAAUAUGUCUCGACCAGCAAAUGCGGCCGGGUUCCUGAUUCACAGCGCAAUCCAUCGAGCUCGACCAGAUGUCAAUGCCGCAUGUCACUUUCAUUCCACUUAUGGAAAAGCUUGGUCGACAUUUGCUCAGCCCCUGGAAAUGCUGAAUCAAGACGUUGCGAUUUUCUACGGAGCGGCACAAAGUGUCUAUGAAGAAUUUGGAGGGAUUGUUCUUAGAGAGGAAGAAUCUGCCGCAUUAGCUGAGAGACUUGGUGAAGGGAAAGUGAUGAUAUUACGGAAUCAUGGUCUCCUAACUGUUGGCAGGACGGUGGAUGAAGCCGCCUAUCUCUUUUUGCUGAUGGAAAAAAGUUGCAAGAUCCAACUAGCUGCUGAUGCCGCCGCUGCGUCUGGCCGGAAAAAAUUGUACAUUGAUGGUGAAGCGGCGAAAUUUACUUAUGAGAAUACUAGUGACCCAGAGAGCCUAUUCGCGGAGUUCCAGGGAUAUUUGCAGUGGGAAUCAGCUAUAUCACACGACGGAUACAAGGCUAUGGGAUGUUGA
Molecule: messenger RNA, 846 nt
Organism: Penicillium expansum
Lineage: Eukaryota; Fungi; Ascomycota; Eurotiomycetes; Eurotiales; Aspergillaceae
Product: Class II aldolase/adducin N-terminal
Exons: 3
Coding region: 1-846 (281 amino acids)
Cellular component (GO): cytoskeleton
Molecular function (GO): actin filament binding
Source: RefSeq, a predicted model, not a curated record